Messenger RNA from Torulaspora globosa, 117 nucleotides. RefSeq names its product olichyl-diphosphooligosaccharide--protein glycotransferase OST4 (gene OST4). The transcript has a single exon. Bases 1 to 117 code for a protein of 38 amino acids. NCBI's taxonomy places the organism in Eukaryota, Fungi, Ascomycota, Saccharomycetes, Saccharomycetales, Saccharomycetaceae. The record is from RefSeq and is a predicted model, not a curated record.
AUGAUAAACGAUGAUCAAUUGAAUACUUUGGCUAUCUCGUUGGGUCUGGUAAUGAUGGCUUUGAUAGUAGUAUACCACGCGAUAAGUUCGAGUGCAGGAAAAAGCGUGAAGGCAUAA